AUGAAGCUGCCGCCGCCAAACUCCCGCCACAGCCAGACCGACGGAAACAAGGCGAUCGAGAGCCGAGGACGCACCGCUCCCCCCGCCCGCCGUCCACCCCCAUUUUCUGAUCGGCACUGUCGGGCUCAGCCGCCAGGGAGGGCCGGGAAGCGCCGCCCGCCGCCAGCCCAGCACAGCCCCGGCCCCGGAGCGCUCUGUCAGUCACUCCGCCCGCCCCGGCGACCGCCGGCACCGCCCAGCACUACCGGCGGCCCCAUUUCCCCCUGCCCCUUCCCGGGCAGCCUACAAGCUCCUCCUGGGCGGGGCGGGGCGGCCGCAGGACUCGUUCCCCCGAAGCCCGGCUCGGACCGGCCCCUCCGAAAGGGGCGCCCCGUCUCUCUCCGCCGCCCGAACCCCAGUGUACCCCUCCAGCCACAGCCAGCUAACAGGGCAGCCGACCUCGCCUCGCCGCCGUCUCCUCCGCCGCCGGCAGCCGGAACCCCGCCCCUGAGCAGCCGCCGCUCCGGGAGUGGCGGCGCUGGCGGCGGCAGAGCCCAGAGCGGAGCGCCGCCCCCCUCCUUCCUUCCGCCCCGCCGGGCGCCACCUUCCCCUCCUGGGGGGAAAAUGCGCCACCGAGCGCCCCCCGCGCACGCGCAGGCCCCGCCCCCUCAACUCGUUAGCCCUCUCCGGAGUGCCCCGCCCCCCGGGCGCGGCGCACUCUGGGAGUUGUUGUCCACUGAGCGGCGCGGCGCUGACUGCCGGAAAUGCUGCUAA
This is a messenger RNA of Motacilla alba alba, 753 nucleotides long. Its product is annotated as basic salivary proline-rich protein 3-like. The coding region runs from base 1 to 753 and encodes 250 amino acids. The transcript has 2 exons. NCBI's taxonomy places the organism in Eukaryota, Metazoa, Chordata, Aves, Passeriformes, Motacillidae. The record is from RefSeq and is a predicted model, not a curated record.